Molecule: messenger RNA, 2225 nt
Organism: Mollisia scopiformis
Lineage: Eukaryota; Fungi; Ascomycota; Leotiomycetes; Helotiales; Mollisiaceae
Product: DEAD-domain-containing protein
Exons: 3
Coding region: 18-2225 (735 amino acids)
Cellular component (GO): nucleolus
Molecular function (GO): ATP binding; nucleic acid binding; RNA helicase activity
Source: RefSeq, a predicted model, not a curated record
CAUUUCCGUCAACAAAUAUGGCCGCGGAAGGAAAGAAGAGACCGAGGCCGUCCUCGACAGACGGUCCAAAGUCAAAGAAGCGACAGAAAAUCGCAAACGCAAAGAAUGCUUCUAUCAAACCACAAAAGCGAGCCUUAGCUGUGGAUGCUCUACCAUGGAACGAAGUAAAAAUGCCGGAGAUGUUUGACGACGCAGAGGGAUUCUUUGGCCUAGAAGAAGUUGAGGGUGUCGAGGUCGUCAAAGAAGGAGGAAAUGUCAAAUUUGUAACUGCUGCAGCACCCAAAUACGAUGACGAAGAAGAGUUCGAAGGCUUUGGUGAUGAUGAACCGGAAUCUACAGCUACCUCAAAUGACGAAAUCAAACCUGCUGAAGUGAGCAAGGCGGAAUCCAAGAAGGAGAAGAAGCCUAAGAAGGAGAAAACGAAAAGGCAAGCCGCGAAAGUGGAUGAGAAGGUACAAUCUUCAGAGGUCUUAUCGAAUGCUUUCAAAGCUUUGGAAGAUGAUGAUGCAGAGGACGGUACCGAUGUUUCAGCAUGGGCUGAAUUGGAUCUCUCUGCCGACACGCUUUCCGCGCUCUCAAAGCUUGGGUUUGCGAAACCGACUCCGAUUCAAGCAGCGGCCAUACCUGAAAUAUUAGCAGGCCAUGAUGUUGUAGGAAAAGCUGCGACAGGCUCUGGCAAGACACUAGCUUUUGGCGUACCUAUGAUUGAGAGCUGGCUUGAACGAUACGGAGACUUGGACGAGGAAGAACAAAAGAAAGCAAGACCACCAACUGGUUUGGUUCUUUCACCUACCCGAGAAUUAGCACAUCAAUUGACCGAGCAUAUGACAGCGUUGUGCAAAGGACUAUCAAUCUCUCCAUUUGUUGCCGCUGUUACUGGCGGGUUGUCAGUUCAAAAACAGCAACGCCAGUUGGCAAAAGCAGAUAUUGUGAUUGGUACACCAGGCCGCCUGUGGGAAGUGAUGAGUUCAAGCACAGAGCUCACAGAUUCCUUCAAGCAGAUCAAGUUCUUAGUCAUUGACGAGGCCGAUCGACUUCUGACUGAAGGACAUUUCAAAGAAGCAGAAGAAAUCAUUGGUGCUUUGGAUCGCCAACAAGACGUGGGUGACGACGAUGAUGCAAAUAUCCCAACUCGACAGACUCUGGUCUUCUCAGCUACGUUUCACAAAGGGCUCCAGCAAAAGCUGGCGGGUAAGGGAAAGCAUGGACUAAUGGACGAUUCUCAAUCAAUGGAGUAUCUUUUGAAGAAGCUCAACUUUCGAGAAGAGAAGCCUAAAUUUGUCGAUGUCAAUCCUAUCUCCCAGAUGGCCGAGAAUCUCAAAGAGGGCAUGAUCGAGUGUGCAGGAACUGAGAAGGACCUAUACUUAUAUGCCCUACUGAUGCAUCACCCAAAUCAGCGCACCUUGAUCUUCACAAAUUCCAUCCACUCUGUCCGACGCCUCACGCCAAUGCUGCAAAAUCUCAAUAUCCCGGCAUUAGCAUUACACUCUCAAAUGAUCCAGAAAGCAAGAAUGAGGUCAAUCGAACGCUUCACAAAAUUCCCUGGUGCAACUCUAGUUGCAACAGAUGUAGCUGCUCGUGGUCUUGAUAUCCCUGGUGUCCAAUUAGUCAUUCACUACCAUCUUCCUCGAGCCGCAGACAUGUAUGUGCAUCGAUCAGGCCGCACAGCCAGAGCCGAAAGCUCAGGAACGAGCAUUCUAAUGUGUGCCCCCGAGGAAGUCGUUGGGACUCGUCGACUUGUUGCCAAAGUCCAUGCACAGAAUGCAGUUGCUGGUGGUGGUAACAAAGCUAAGUAUUAUAUGCGCUCUUUAGAUCUGGACCGCAAAGUUGUGGCGCGUCUAAAGCCUCGAGUCACACUUGCAAAGAAGAUCGCCGAUAGUGUGUUAGCCAAAGAGAAGAAGGGGCAUGAUGAUGAUUGGGUGAAGAAUGCCGCUGAAGAGCUUGGUGUGGACUAUGAUAGCGAAGAAUUCGAAGCUGCCGGUGGCGGAAGGAAAGGCAGAGGCACAGGGAGGAAAUUGAAGGAGAAGGAGUCUAGAGCUAUGUCUAAAAGCGAAGUUGGUGCUCUCAGAGGCGAGUUGAAGAGCUUAUUGUCUCAGAGAGUCAAUGUGGGUGUGAGUGAGCGAUACUUGACUUCUGGGACUGUUGAUAUCAACGAGCUGCUGAAGGGAACGAACGGCGAAUUUCUUGGCAAGGUCGAUGGCAUUACGGGAUUGGAUGAUGUAUAA